AUGCCUGAAGCUGAAAAACUGGAGACAGCAUCCACUCCGAUGGUCAAGUCGGUCUCUGACUCUACUCUCGAAGCUCAGCUUGAGCCUCCACUCGCACCCACACCCGCACCACCGUCAUUCAAAGAGGGUGGCAUCCGUGGCUAUCUGAUAGUUCUUGGUGCAUUUUCCGCUCUUUUCGCGACAUUCGGCCAGAUAAAUUCCUUUGGCAGCUUCCAGCUGUGGUACUUAGAACAUCAGCUCUCAAAUUACUCCCCGUCUGAUAUAUCAUGGAUCGGCUCGCUUCAACUCUGGGUGUUCUUCUUCUCUGGAGGAAUAAUUGGAAGGCUUUUCGAUGCCUAUGGACCGACAAUUCUGCUCGCGCUCAGAACUGUGGUAUACACGUUCAGUAUCAUGAUGACCUCCCUUGCCUCGCGCUAUUACCAGUUCAUUCUUGCGCAAGGAAUCACCUUCGGUAUAGGAAGUGGUCUCAUUUUCUAUCCUGCUGUCAGUGCUGUUUCGACUCAUUUCGUAAAAUGGAGGGCUACCGCGGUCGGCAUCGUAGUGUCGGGAUCUAGCGUUGGCGGUAUUGUUUUCCCCGCGAUACUACAGCGUCUCUUCAACGAAACCAGUUUUGGCUGGUCCGUGCGUAUAUCUGGAUUCGUCUGCCUCGCUUGUGGCAUCUUCACCACCCUCACGGUGUCAAGCCGUUUGCCACGUCGAAAACCAGGACCGUGGAUCGACCUCUCGUCCCUACGCGACUUCAAAUUCAUGCUCUUCUGUGCAAGUGCUGGAAUGACGUGUUUUGAUCUAUUUGUCCCUUAUUUCUACAUCGUGCAGUAUGCAGGGGCCCACGGUAUUAGCCAGGCACACGGCUUCAACCUUCUCUCUAUCAUGAAUGCAGGCAGCGCAGUAGGGCGCGUGUUCCCGGGCCUAGCUGCAGAUACAGCAGGGAGAUACAACCUGCUCCUCCUCUUAUCAUUCUCCUCGGGUUUAUUUACGCUCUGGCUCUGGCUCACCCAGACGCACUUCCAGGGCCUCAUCGCUUAUGCAGUGAUAUACGGCUUCUUUUCUGGAUCUAACAACUCCCUAAACAUGCCAUGCAUCGCCCAGAUCUCGCGGAUUGAGAAGAUUGGAACGAGGAUUGGGAUGGCUGCUCUCAUCGGCGCCCUGAUCGCUGGUGCGCUUCUGACACGCGCGCACGGGGACUACAACACAAUGAUCAUAUGGACAGGCGUGACCCUGCUCGUGGGGAGUGCCCUGCUGUUGGUGGAGAAGCUUGUCCUCAACAGAAAUCCCCUUGCCAAGGUCUAG
Molecule: messenger RNA, 1290 nt
Organism: Sparassis crispa
Lineage: Eukaryota; Fungi; Basidiomycota; Agaricomycetes; Polyporales; Sparassidaceae
Product: Aspyridones efflux protein
Exons: 6
Coding region: 1-1290 (429 amino acids)
Biological process (GO): transmembrane transport
Cellular component (GO): fungal-type vacuole membrane
Molecular function (GO): transmembrane transporter activity
Source: RefSeq, a predicted model, not a curated record